AUGCAGGACUCCAAUUCCGGGCUCUUUUCUCACUUCCGCGCCGGAAAUUUAUCAAAAUUCUUUGAGACUGGAGUUCUAACCUCCAGGUGGGAAGGAUUUGAAGAAAGCGGAACCGUUCGAAAUGUGUACAUCGGUACUGACAUUUCCAACUUGUAUCAUCUUGUUCGAGAUUAUGAGUCCCCUGACAAUAACUACAUCUCAUACCCCUUCCCGGCGAUUCGUGACGAGCUUCCGUGGAAACCACACCCCGAAUUAUCAGGCCAUCACUACUUAUCUUCUGAGGCUCUGAAUGACUUGAGCAGUCUCCCUGCACCGUCGGUUCGAGAUGCUUUGAUUGAUACCUACUUCAGUGAUAUCCAUCCUGGAUGCCCAAUAGUCGACGAGGCCGACUUUCGUCGACAAUAUGCGGACCCGGAAAACCCCCCGCCGUUACUGGUAUUCCAAGCUGUUCUCCUCGCAGCAGCUCGCAUAUGUGACCAUCCUCAAGUCGCGACUUCGCGUGGAAGCAUAACUGCCGUUCUUUUCCGAAAAGCUAGAACUCUUUUUGAGCUGAAACACGAGAAUGAUCGGGUUGACCUCAUCCAAGCUGCAAUUCUUCUCUCUUCGCAUGUCGAAAACUCGGAUAACGUCGCUAGUAAUGCCUACAAUUGGACUGGCGACGCUGUUCGUACUGCUUUCGGCAUGUCCCUACAUAGAAGAGCAUCACUCCGCUAUGUACCAUCUCAGCGCAAGGGGUAUCACAGAAAAUAUAAAAAGGUUUGGUGGAUGCUUUUGCAUAGUGAGGUCCUCCUAGCACUUGAACAUGGAAGACCGUGUAUGAUUCGCCAAGAAGACUUCGACGUUGGGCCCCUUGAGGACGAGGAUUUCAGCAACAUGGAUGACUCUCGGGAUAAGCUCGUCAAUCGUGAUUUCUGUUGUCUUUUGUCUGAAAUUUCCAUAGCUGCAUUGGAAGUUGUUCAUGCUCGUGCGCCGAGAGCCCAGAAUACUGAACUGAAUGCUACCAAAAUUGAGAAAAGUUUGGCCGCAAUUGCGCUGAAAAUGCCUCUUUGUCAUGACUUCUGGUCUUCUCAACUCCGGCUAACUUACAGCUUGGUUGCAUUGAGUUUUCAUCGGACAAGUCAACAAUUACACGCAUUCAAACUUUGUUCUGAGGAGGCAUCAAGUAUCCUUACCACCUUCGAGGCUAUGGCUAUGCAGGACACAAUUCGACAGUGUCAUCAAGGCAGCACGACAGCUUUGAUGGGAGCUGCCAUCCAGUUCUCUCGAGAAAUCAAAAUGGGCAUUGGGGAAGGCUCCAUAAUGAAGUCCAUUUCGGCACAUGGGCAACUGAAAAGACUGCUCGCCCCAGCCAAGAAGCUUGUCCCAUAUUUUACACAGGGCGAAGCAGUCUAUAGGCUUUGCAAAAAUCUGCUUAACCAUGGUGAGGCGAUAAUCAAAGACUUCCAAUCGCAGCAUAUGGCCUAUUCUACAUUUAAUAUUCCCGAGGAGCCCAAUCUCGACUGGUUCGAUAUCAUGACGAAUUACUGCAUGCCGGAUAUUGAUAUUGGACUCGGGACGAGUGACUGGUCAAGUGAAGGGCCGCGGAAUAGAAGGAUGCCUUGA
Messenger RNA from Penicillium cosmopolitanum, 1602 nucleotides. Its product is annotated as fungal specific transcription factor domain-containing protein. Lineage: Eukaryota; Fungi; Ascomycota; Eurotiomycetes; Eurotiales; Aspergillaceae. The record is from RefSeq and is a predicted model, not a curated record. Gene Ontology annotation, biological process: DNA-templated transcription. The transcript is spliced from 2 exons. Bases 1 to 1602 code for a protein of 533 amino acids. Gene Ontology annotation, molecular function: zinc ion binding; DNA binding.